AUGAGGUUACAAGACAUAUCAGCAAAAAACUUAAUCGUCAUUCCUGAAAAAAGAACCUUGCCGCUACUUUACAGCGAGAAAACAAAGGUAAAUAAACAAUCAGCUGGCCUGUUUAUUAAAUCAAACACAGAGGUGCAAUCGUCCGAUUUUAUGAAAGAACUGCGUAACAAAAUUAACCCAGCGGCGUUAGAUAUUCAAAUAAGUAAUACUAAAGUGGCGAAAAGCGGCAUAAUAGUUACAUGCGAUGGCGAAAAUUCCAAGGAGAAAUUAAAGAAAAGCCUAGAGGAUUGUUUUGGCGAACAAUUAACUGUAUCCGAUGCUAAUAAAUCUAGCGCAUGCUGCGCUAUAUAG
Molecule: messenger RNA, 351 nt
Organism: Brassicogethes aeneus
Lineage: Eukaryota; Metazoa; Arthropoda; Insecta; Coleoptera; Nitidulidae
Source: the annotation of a GenBank genome assembly